Cheilinus undulatus (humphead wrasse) is the source of this 2774-nucleotide messenger RNA. Its product is annotated as kelch-like protein 34. NCBI's taxonomy places the organism in Eukaryota, Metazoa, Chordata, Actinopteri, Labriformes, Labridae. The coding region runs from base 643 to 2442 and encodes 599 amino acids. The record is from RefSeq and is a predicted model, not a curated record. The transcript has a single exon. Gene Ontology annotation, molecular function: protein binding.
GAUAGACGCUAGAAUCCCACCAGGCACCGUCUGUGUUAUGCACGGGGCUUCAUCCAUGCCAGUGCUCACUUGUGGUGUUGAUGUGUGCAUGUUGGUGGCAUGUAUUUGGAUGAUACUCCCACGCGGACGCAGAGGAAAGGGCAGCAGACUAACACAAACCCAACAGGGCCGGGACAUCGCAGGAAGAGACGGUUGGCUUUGAGACGGACCACGAUGGAGGGCCAAAAGGAGGAGGGGAAGUGUAGACAGAGCUUGUGUGUUAAUAUGUGUGUAAGGGGCAGUUGUUAACCUUCCGAUCAUAGUGUUGCAUGCCUGCCACUGCAGACAGAGCAGGACAAAUACACAGAUGGAGGGAGCUCGGUUAAGGACACAAACUUUUCUCUCUUUUCCUUCCAUUCUAACUUUCUUUUUUACAUCAUUUUCUGAUUCCUGCUGUGCUUUCUCCUGUUCUUCUAUAAAUGUCUGACUCCAUUUUUGUCAAAUUCCCUUAUGUGCGACAAGUCAGCUUAAUCUUUUUUACUGCUGAUGCUCUUGCACUUUUAAUAUUUCCGUUUAUCAAACUUCCUGCCUCACUGCUGCUUCCUUCUAUCUUCCUGAUUUGGCUUUUUCUUCAACUUUCUCCUCUCGCCUCCAGUCUUUUGGAUGGAUACCUACUCCCUGCUCUACAGUUCUUCCCACAGAACCGCACUUCUCUCCGGCUUCCAGCGCCUGCGCUCUCAAAGGAGGAUGUGCGAUGUCGUCCUGGAGGCUGGAGGUGUAUCUUUCCCGUGUCAUCGCGCCCUUUUAGCCAGCUCCAGCGACUAUUUUUGGGCUCUGUUUGGAGAGACGACUGCAGAAAGAUUAGCGGGCUCUAUUAGCCUCCCGGCGCUAACACCAGAGGGUUUAGAUGCUAUACUGGACUUCCUGUAUUCUGGCUGGCUCAGCAUUUCACAUGUGACACUUCCUGUCGUGCUCGAGGCAGCCAGGUACUUGCAGGUGGAGCCGGCUGUGUCGAUAUGUGAAAGAUUUAUUAUUGAUGGUUUAAACGCUGAGAAUUGUUGCUGCUAUGCUAAUCUAGCGGAGCACCACGCCCUCUCUGAUGCACUUGAAGCUGCAAAUCAAACCAUCGCUAUGGAGAUGGGGACAUUACUCAAGGAAAGACGAGAUGACCUUCUAGGGCUGAACAUCCAAUCCUUGAUGGCGGUUCUUGACGCUGAUGAGAUUCCUGCGGUAAAGGAGGCAGCCCUUAUAAAGCUAGCUCUUGAUUGGCUGAAUGAAAAUGGACCCAUCCCUCUGCUGAAAUCAAAUCUUCUGCUGAGUCAUCUGCGCUUCGGAUUGGUUGCUCCCUCUGACCUUGCUGAUCUCGGCCGCGCUCACAAAGCCAUGGCCACACCUCUGAUCAGGAGUCAGCUUACUCGAGCGCUGGAGUACCACAGGAUGGGUGCAGCUCAACCAAUCAGACAGAGCAGACAAUCCACACUCAGAGCGUCGCCCAAUCGUGUGCUGCUUGUUGGAGGAGGAUCCAGGCCUGAUUGGCCGGAGCAGCAGGUGUUGGCGUACGAUCCUCGAAGCAGGAAGUUCUCAUCUUUGAGUUCCAGGCUUCCACUGCGGCUCAGAAAUCACUGCGUGUGCUCAGUUGGAGGUUUCCUCUUUGUGUUGGGAGGAGAAGAGGUCAAAGAAGGAGGGGACGAUGAAAAAAAGUCUGGCAGUGUAGCAACAUCCAACCAGGUGUGGCGCUAUGAUCCUCGCUUUGACUCCUGGGAGAAGAUGGAGUCCAUGCUGGAGAGGCGAGCACAGUUUACUUGCUGUGUUGUAGAGGAUUUCAUUUACACCAUUGGUGGACGACACAUACGACAAGAAACCAACACGUACACCUCUGUAGCAUCUGUUGAGUUUUACGACAUGGCAACGGGAGUGUGGAGAAGAGGACCAGCAAUGCCUCACCCACUUUACGGCCAUGCUUCUGCAGUGCUCGACGAUGCCAUCUACCUGUCUGGUGGUAUUCCAGGCAACCAGCACAGCGGCAUCUACAGUGAUAACCAAGAUGACCGCAGAGAGAGCAGCAAAGAGGUUCUUUACUGGGACACCAAAAGUCCAGUCUGGGAGAGGCGAGCACCAAUGUCCAUCGCCAGGUUUGGGCAUCGUUUGGCAACCACCCAUGGCCACAUCUACGCCCUGCUGGGAAUGUAUGAACCUUUCUGUGAUAUCGAACAGUACGAUUCAGUGUCAGACCACUGGACUCGCCUACGACCUCUUCUUACUGGCUCUUUCAACUACGGCAUGGUGACAACGCCAUCUGGGAAUCUACUUGUGUUUGGGGGGAGGAAGUGGAGCGACGGACAGGAGGUGAUUGUGACGAGUGUGUUGGAGUACGACACAAAGAGAGAUCGAUGGAGGGAGAUAGGUCAGCUUCCCAGACCGCUAACUGGGACUGAAUGUACACUUCUGCCUCUGCCUGACUGAGGUGAACUGAGUGAAAAAUGUUAGAAUGAAAGUAAGAAAGUUCCACAAGAAGGCAGUGCCACCUAGAGAAGAGGACUGUUUAUUUUUAUUGAUACUGAUACCCUAAAACAGGGAUGUCAAACUCAAUCGCAGAAAGGGCCGGAUUCUGAAUUAAGGUCUGACCUGAGGGCCUAACAGGGUCCACAUUUAACCAAACUGUCAACCUCAUUUUCGCCAGUAAAAAAUUAGGAGGGAAAAAUUAGCAAUUAUGAUAAAUGAUUUUAAGAUUUAAAUAGUCAAAAUGAUAAGCUUAAAGGCUCAAAAUCUGAGAUAAAAAGUCAAAUUAUUAGUUC